Talaromyces amestolkiae is the source of this 1338-nucleotide messenger RNA. RefSeq lists its product as uncharacterized. The coding region runs from base 1 to 1338 and encodes 445 amino acids. Lineage: Eukaryota; Fungi; Ascomycota; Eurotiomycetes; Eurotiales; Trichocomaceae. Gene Ontology annotation, molecular function: transmembrane transporter activity. The record is from RefSeq and is a predicted model, not a curated record. Gene Ontology annotation, biological process: transmembrane transport. Gene Ontology annotation, cellular component: membrane. The transcript is spliced from 11 exons.
AUGUCGCUCCCAAUUGAUCCCGAAGUUGGUUUAAACAAGGUGGCACUCAAUACGUGGAGUGCAGAAGCAGUGCCUGUACCAAGUACCGGCAGUAUUGAUUCUCAUGGAGCCAAUACGUCCAAUAAUAUCUUUUCAGACCCGAAAACUCUCGAGCACUAUACCACGUUAUAUGAGAAGGCAAAGUACGAGUGUCGCCAUUUGCUGGACCCAAGUCUCGAAUGGACCCGUGAAGAGGAAAGGAAGUUGGUGCGGAAAUUGGAUUGGCAUGUCUGUUUGUGGGCGUGUACUAUGUUUUUUGCACUGCAGGUCGAUCGAGCAAAUCUAAAACAGGCUGUAUCGAACAACCUGUUGAACGAGCUAAAGCUGUCCACGAACGACUACAAUUAUGGAAACACGAUAUUCCUGAUUUCGUUCCUGCUAGCAGAGCUCCCUUCUCAGCUGGUGUCGAAGAAAAUUGGCCCUGAUAGAUGGAUUCCCACGCAAAUAACUCUGUGGUCUAUUGUGGCGAUCAGCCAAGUUGCUCUGAGUGGCAGGGGUUCUUUCUAUGCCACUCGGGCCUUGCUCGGAGUCCUUGAGGGCGGUUUCAUUCCGGAUGUUGUCCUGUGGCUGUCAUACUUUUAUACGGGACAUGAACUUCCGAUUCGUCUAAGCUUUUUCUGGACGACGCUGAGUCUGACUGGGAUUGUGACAUCUCUACUGGCAUUUGCCAUUUUUCAUCUAGAUGGGGUCCAUGGUAUCUCGGGUUGGAGAUAUCUAUUCCUUAUCGAAGGGCUGAUUACCCUAGGGGUCGGAGUCGCCUCAUUCUUUCGGAUGCCUGCUUCAGCAGUGCAGACCAAGACUUGGUUCCGCCGAAACGGAUGGUUCAACGAUCGAGAGCUAAGUAUUGUUGUAAAUCGAGUCUUGCGAGACGAUCCAAGCAAAGGAGAUAUGCAUAAUCGCAUGGCUAUCACUCCCAAACGACUGUGGAAGUCGCUAUCUGAUUACGAUAUAUGGCCACGCAUGAUGACUAGGGCCUGGUGCUCGAAAAACUCGGGAUCUGUGCGCACACGUUCCGUUUCUGCUGCCGUUUACAAUAUGAUGGUUCAACUGGGCAACGUAAUAUCAGCAAACAUUUAUCGAGCAGAUGACGCGCCACUGUACCACCGAGGAAAUACGGCUCUUAUCGUCAUUAACGUUCUUGGGAUCGUGCUGUUCAUCUUGACCAAGUUCUAUUAUAUCAUCAGGAACAAGUGGAAGGCCAAGAAAUGGGCUUCGCUUACUGAAGAGGAAAGAGUGACAUAUGUGAAAACCACCAAAGACCAGGGCAACAAGAGGCUGGAUUUUGUCUUUGCGCACUGA